Cucumis sativus (cucumber) is the source of this 1956-nucleotide messenger RNA. The record is from the annotation of a RefSeq genome assembly. Lineage: Eukaryota; Viridiplantae; Streptophyta; Magnoliopsida; Cucurbitales; Cucurbitaceae.
AUGGCACGAAAAGGAAAUAAGAUUUCGGUAAGACUUGAUCAGAAUCGUAGUUCAGAUUCAAGUCGGUUCAGUGAUUAUUAUUAUGGUAAAUCACUGUAUCAAGAUGUCAAUCUGAGAUCUUAUUUCGGUUCGAUACGUCCACCGGAGAGACUGACCUUUGGCUUUCGUCUCGGUAGGUGUAUUAUUUUACAUUUUCCCAAAAGAACAUUCAUUCAUUUCUUUCUUCCUCGUCGACCACGAGGACUGAAAGGAGGCGAAAAAUCCAAACCCGGAAAGGAGGAGAAGGGCCGGUGGUGGGCAUUUGGGAAAGUCGGGCCAAUCGGGUGUCUUCAUUCAAGCGAGGAUAGAGAAGAAGAACGAAAGGAAGAGGAAUUUCAUGCCGCUCCGCUUAAGACUCCUUGCUCCUUCGGAGGGGUUCGGACUCCUCAUCUGGAGCUUGAUUUACUCCCCCAAGAUAAGGAUGCCUUGGAGGCAGAGAAAAGAGUCGAGUCGAUCAGGCUCUCAGACCGGGAAAAGCAAAAGGCAAUUCGGAUUUGGCCGAAAAAGAAGGAAGGCUAUGGAUACCAUGACCGAUCACCAUCUCGAAAGAUUCUUCUUUCUAAAUUACUUCGCGUCAGCGGCGGGGCCUUCAAGCAUCCGAAAUAUGCCGGAGUUGUAAAUGACAUAGCCUUCCUGAUAGAAAAUGACGACUCCUUCAGAAAAACGAAGUUAUUCAAGUUCUUUUUCCCAAAUCAGUCCCGCUCCGACGGCCCGACGAGUCAUCUACUGAAAAUCACCCUCCCCGCAGUGCGCUCCUCCUUUCAUUAUUUGGUCAUGCAAUACUUAUUGAAUACAAAGAACAAAAUGCAUUUCGACCCCGUCUACGUUCUCAAUCAUUUCGUGGCACCGGGCGUGGCUGAACCAUCUACUCAGGGGGGAGCGAAUACACAGGGAAGAAGCUUAGAUAAGAGAAUACGUUCUCGCAUCGCUUUUUUUCUAGAAAGCUCGACCACUUUGACUUUGGCCGAAGCCAAAAAGAGGUUGACCCACUUCAUUCGACAAGGGAAUGAUCUUCGUUUCGCGGGAACAAGAAAAAGAAGCAUCUCGCUCUUUCCUUUCUUCGGUGCUACCAUAACAUUGAGUUCCAUUAAGAAAAAGCAGGAACAUGAAUUAGAUGGAACCGCGGAGUGGGACCGGGAACAUGAAGGUUUCAGUUCCAUAAACAAGUCCUUCGCCUCUAAAAGGGUAGAAAACUCCUCAAGAGGAGCCGUCCGGAGUCCGAAGGACUUUCCAUUAGUAGAGUUAGGAGCAGCUAUAUGUGAGCGGGAGGGGAUGGAUAAAAACCUUUUUUUUGAGGAUACCCGGGAAGAACUCCUAGGUCAAUUAAGGAUCAAAUCUUGGAACCUCAUGGGUAAGGAUAAGGUAAUCGAAUUGAUAGAGAAAUUCAUAGACCUAGGUUGGAUAGGAGAAUUGAUAAAGGGAAUAGAGAUGAUGAUAGAGAUCAUACUGAGAAACAGAAGAAUUCCCGUAGGGUACAACUCUUAUUUGAACGAAGUGCAAAAAAUGCGAUCUUUCUUGUCUAAUAGAACAAAGACUAAUACCUUAAUUGAGUCAGUCAAGAUCAAAUCUGUUUAUCAAAGUGCUUCUCCGAUUGCUCAAGACAUCUCUUUUCAACUGAGAAAGAAAACAAGAUCAUUUCGUUCCAUUUUGAGUCAAAUAGUUCAGGAUAUUCCAUUUGUAAUGAAUAAAGGGGUUGAGGGGAUCCGUAUAUGUUGUUCAGGUCGAUCAGAAGGCGCGGAAAUAGCUAGAACUGAAUGCGGAAAGUAUGGAAAAACAUCUCGUAAUGUAUUUCACCAGAAAAUCGAUUAUGCUCCUGCGGAAGUAUCUACUCGUUAUGGAAUCUCAGGUGUCAAAGUGUGGAUUUCAUAUAUCAAAAAGAAAAAGGAAGGUGUUAUAUCCGAAACGUACGAAAUAUAG